AUGGUACCGAAAGCAUCAUUACACGGGAAGAAGAAGAAGGACCUAAUAGAAAAACCAAUAGCAAAAACAAAGAAGAACAAAAAAAAGAAUUAUCAAAGCUUCUCUAUCUAUCUAUUUAAAUUAUUACGAAGCGUUACAAAAGAGAACUUCGGUAUUUCGCGACACUCGAUGUUGAUUAUGAACAAUUUCGUCAACGAUAUGCUGGAAAAGAUAGCCUCGGAAGCUGGUAGGUUAGCGAACCACAGCAAGAAGACGACAUUGAGCAGUCGGGAGAUACAAUCGGCGAUCAAAUUAUUAAUACCCGGCGAACUAGCGAAACACGCUGAUAUAGAAGCGAUGAAAGCAAUAACAUUGUACCACAGAAGUCAGGAAAUAGACUCGAAAUUGCACUGA
Molecule: messenger RNA, 393 nt
Organism: Nymphalis io (European peacock)
Lineage: Eukaryota; Metazoa; Arthropoda; Insecta; Lepidoptera; Nymphalidae
Product: late histone H2B.L4-like
Exons: 1
Coding region: 1-393 (130 amino acids)
Biological process (GO): nucleosome assembly
Cellular component (GO): nucleosome
Molecular function (GO): DNA binding; protein heterodimerization activity; structural constituent of chromatin
Source: RefSeq, a predicted model, not a curated record